Molecule: messenger RNA, 1669 nt
Organism: Nannospalax galili (Upper Galilee mountains blind mole rat)
Lineage: Eukaryota; Metazoa; Chordata; Mammalia; Rodentia; Spalacidae
Product: T-cell-specific guanine nucleotide triphosphate-binding protein 1
Exons: 1
Coding region: 135-1427 (430 amino acids)
Biological process (GO): cellular response to interferon-beta; defense response
Cellular component (GO): endoplasmic reticulum membrane
Molecular function (GO): GTPase activity; GTP binding
Source: RefSeq, a predicted model, not a curated record
CCUUUUUAGUCUAAUGUGGUACAGAGGCCGAGGUCCUGCCUUCCUCUAACAGCAAACUCCUAGACCUUGCCCUGGUUUGCUAACAUGCACAAUUUCCCUCUCCCCUCCUUCAUUCAGCAUCCGCUACAAAGGCCAUGGACAAGCCAAGCUCGUCUGCAACUUCUCCUUCAGUGAACCUGGAUGUGACCUCCAACUUUGACAGAUUUUUUAAGAAUUUCAAGAGGGAAAGUAAAAUCAUCUCUGAGGACCAGAUUCAGUUGAUUGAAAACCACCUGAAAAAUAAAGAUACCCAGGAAGCACUUUCCGUAAUCAGUGAUGCAGUGAGAGAUAUUGAGAAUGCCCCACUGAACAUUGCUGUGACAGGGGAGUCUGGGGCAGGGAAGUCCACGUUCAUCAAUGCCCUGAGGGGACUGGGGCAUGAAGAAGAAGGUUCAGCUGCCACUGGGGCAGUGGAGACCACCAUGGAGAGAACACCAUACCAACACCCAAAGUUCCCCAGAGUGACAAUAUGGGACCUGCCCGGCAUUGGGUCCACCACCUUCAAACCAGAAAAUUACCUCACGGAAAUGAAGUUUCAAGAGUAUGAUUUCUUCAUCAUCAUCUCUGCUACGCGCUUCAAAGAAAAUGAUGCACAGCUGGCCAAAGCCAUUGCAAAGAUGAAUCUGAAUUUCUACUUUGUUCGAACCAAGGUGGAUAAUGAUAUAAGCAAUGAGCAAAGGAGUAAACCCAAGAGUUUCAAUAAGGAGAGUGUCCUGCAGAGAAUUCGGGAUGACAGUUUGAGACAUCUCUGUGAGGCUCUCUGCAGAAAUCCUCCAGUCUUCUUAGUCUCUAGCUUUGAUGUGGCUGAUUAUGACUUUCCCCAACUGCAGUCCACCCUCCUGAGUGAGCUCCCAGCCCACAAGCGCCACAUCUUCAUGUUGUCCCUGCAGAGUGUGACAGAGGACGCCAUUAACCUAAAGAGGGAUUCCCUGAAGCAGAAAGUCUAUCUAGAGGCCCUGAAGAGUGGGUUAAUAGCCACUCUUCCAUUAGGGGGCAUGUACAUAGAUGACAAUAUGGAAGAGACCUUGAAUCUCUACAGGUCUUACUUUGGUCUGGAUCAUGGCUCACUGAAAAAUAUUGCCAAGGACUUUAAUAUGUCUGUGAAUGACCUCGAGGCGUACAUCAAGUCUCCACAUCUGUUGAGAGAAGUCCAAGACAAGACCUUUCUUGAAAAACUAUGGGAAAAUGUUGAAUUUGUUUCUUCAAUCACUGGGGGGCCAAUUUCCAGUGGCCUUUACCUCGGGAAGACAUAUAUUUUGCAAAGUUACUUCCUUGAUACUGCAGCAAGUGAUGCCAAAGCUCUCCUGAAUAAAAAGGAGCUCUUUGCAAAGAAGUUGGGAUCAUUGAGAUCUAACACCAGGAAAUACUGGGAAACAAUAAUGGAAUAGGAAGAUACGAAUUCCACUGUGUGACCAGUCUUUGGAAUGGGUUUGAACACUGACCCAUAGGCUUCUCUGAAGAAGGAAACAUUAUCUGAGGAGGAUCAGAAGGUUAAUCAUUUUCCUGUUUCAGAGCGAGUAGAUCACUUCAGCAAGGGGUCAAUUCCCCCACUGUAGUGAAGGAGUCAUCAUCAACAGUAUGCAGAUGAGUGGGAAUAGUUCCUUUCCAUUAAAAUUAUAUGUGAAAUUUA